Procambarus clarkii (red swamp crayfish) is the source of this 2606-nucleotide messenger RNA. RefSeq names its product Exocyst complex component Sec6 (gene Sec6). Gene Ontology annotation, biological process: exocyst localization; exocytosis. The record is from RefSeq and is a predicted model, not a curated record. NCBI's taxonomy places the organism in Eukaryota, Metazoa, Arthropoda, Malacostraca, Decapoda, Cambaridae. Gene Ontology annotation, molecular function: SNARE binding. Gene Ontology annotation, cellular component: exocyst.
AAAAAAAGUUAUCAAGGGGGAGGAGACGAAGUGUCUGUCUGUCUGUCUGUCAGGUUGAGAUUUUUGAGCAUGGAUGUUGGAGAGGCAGAAUCCGAAGCAGUUGCCCGAGCUACUCUGCUUGUGGCAAAUAUGCUUCAGCGGCCAGACCAGUUACAGAAGGUUGAUCAGUAUAGAAGGAGAGUGCAACGAAAAAAGUAUUUUCUCUCAGGCAUCAGUGGAGGCCAUGUUGAAGACAGCAAUGCAGAGUCAGUUAGAUGGUGUUCGUACAGGGCUUGGUCAGCUCCAGGCUGCUCUUGUAGAUCUUAGGGAAAUAAAGACAUGUUUAUCAGACAUGGAAUUGAGCUUGGUAAGGGUGCCCGAGUUGAGUGAACGCCUGUACGAGUGCCGUGAGGAAUAUGUUCGACACUCCCAGUAUGCAGCUGCCAUGGAAAACCUGAAGCACAUUUUUACUGUGCCAGAGUCUGUUGAGAAAACACACAAAUGGAUCGCAGAAGGAAGGCUCUUGUAUGCUCAUCAGUGUCUGAUGGAUCUGGAGAAUAGCAGAGAUGACUUGUUGUUCGAGUUGCACAAGUUGCCGCACCAGAACCCUAAUGAUACAAGGAUGCUCAAAGAAUAUUUUGCUGAUGUCCAGAAGCUCUCAGAUGAUCUUGGUAAACAGGUUUGGAUCAUCCUACAGCGUACCCUCAACACUGUGAGGAAAGAACCCACACAGAUUGUCACAGCAUUAAGGAUCGUGGAGCGAGAAGAACGGGCUGACCAGUUUGCUCUGCAGCGUCAGAAGGGGUCAGGCUUUUUACCUCCAGGUCGACCCAAGAAAUGGAGAGAGAAAGCAUUAUUGGUACUGGAAGGUGCUGCAGCACAACGUAUUGAAGGAAACAUGUUUGAAGAUAGAGAAGCAAGUAAAAAUUGGCUAAUAAAACAUUUAGAGGUGAUUCGACUGCUGCUGCUUGAGGACAUGAAAGUGAUAAGAUCGCUGUGUGUGCCAUGCUUCCCACCCCACUAUGACAUAACAAACCACUACGUACAGAUGUACCAUAAGAGUUUGGCCAAUCAUCUCGUAGAAACGAUAGAAGGAGGUCUGGAAGACAAUGAGUAUGUUACACUACUGUCAUGGGUACUCAAUGUCUAUGGUGGAAAAGAACUCAUGGGUCAUCCUUCGCUCAACAUCAAUGUUGGCAAGUUAGGGCCACUCCUGGAUAAUAAGAUAUUAGAAGAUCUUGUGUCCAAAUAUCUAAAGAACGUAAAUAGCAACUAUGAUUCCUGGAUGAGCAAAGCACUAGAAAUAGAAGAGAAAGAGUGGUACCGUUCUGAACCUCCACAGCAAGACGCAGACUCGCACUACAAAACGGAGCUUCCUCAACUUAUUCAUGACAUGAUACGUCAGAACUUGGAUGUUGCUGCCACUAUCAGCUCUGAUGUGCAAGUCCAGGUGCUGAUAUCUAGUCUGGAGCAAGUACGAUUUUUUGCAGCAAAAUUCCAAGCUGGAGUGACUCGAUAUAAGGACACAUACUAUGCUGACAGGUCAAAGAUCCAGUAUUUCACAACAUAUAUCAUAGCACUAGCUAAUAGCUGCCAAGGCCUUGUGGAUGUCAUGGUAGCAAUCAAGUCUCAGUUUUGGAAGCCAGGAGGAUCUACCCAAAAUGAUGCCAAAAUUGCUACCGAGUUUGAUGCUUUGCUCACAGUUUACCAGCGUUUACGAGAUUUGAUGUGUGAUCACUUGUUGGAGGAGGCCCUGGUAGACCUGCAGGAGCAGUUCAAUUCUCUCUUGACUGCACCUUGGCUCACCAACACCGAACCCAUGGACACCAUUUGUCUGACGCUCUCCGACUACUUUAAUGAUUACUCUCAUCUUCAUCAAAAGAACUUUGACCAUGUGGUGCAGUUAGCGCUAAAUACAGUUACAAUGCGGUAUACAACAGCCAUCUUGCAGAAACGGUUAACACCUAAAACACAGGAGGACCGAAAGCUGGUGGCUGACCGUAUAACUGCUGAGGCUUUAAAACUUUCAAGUGUUUUUGAACAAGUUGCACCAGAUCUUGUGAAGUUUGACUCUCCUUGCGAGGUGAUGAAAGGAUUGGCUGAAGUUGUUAAAGUAUCGGAUGUAGAGUUCAUCAGUCUGGAGCUACAUCGAUUACUACGCAGGUACCCAGACAUGACAGGAGAUCAUCUUACUGCGUUAUUGAUGCUACGAGGGGAUCUUGGUCGUUUGGAUGUUAGGCAACGUGUAGCAGAGAUCAUGGAGGAAAUGAGAACGCAACGUGCAGGACCAGCUCCAAAAAGUAUUUUCUCACACAUUCAUCUCUCAACAUCACUGUUUCCUUAACUAUAUAUCAAACUCUAAUGUCCUAGCAAAAUAGGUGCUUCAUAAUUAUGUUGAGACAAGACAAUGAAUGCAUGCUGGCCAAGAUUACAUAAAUUAUGUAAACAUAUUAGGCUAUAGAAUAACUGCAUCACUAGCAUUGAUCUUAGUAUAAGCUUUCUAUUUUCUUAUUAUUAGUAUUAAGAGCAAUCAAGUUAACAAAAUUCCUGGUAUAGAAACUAGUAAUUAUUGAAGGAUGUAUUUUUUUUACAAUGUUUCAAUCCAAUCUGGGACAUCUUCAGGUAAA